Dichotomopilus funicola is the source of this 1059-nucleotide messenger RNA. Its product is annotated as ribosomal protein L5 domain-containing protein. Gene Ontology annotation, cellular component: cytosolic large ribosomal subunit; ribosome. Gene Ontology annotation, biological process: translation. Bases 1 to 1059 code for a protein of 352 amino acids. The record is from RefSeq and is a predicted model, not a curated record. Gene Ontology annotation, molecular function: RNA binding; structural constituent of ribosome. The transcript has 4 exons. NCBI's taxonomy places the organism in Eukaryota, Fungi, Ascomycota, Sordariomycetes, Sordariales, Chaetomiaceae.
AUGGCAAGCCUCCGCGGGCUAUCGAGACAGGCCCGCGGCCUUCCGCUGCCCCAAUUAGCACGCAGCCCGUACGCAGUAGGGCCACCGUCACGAUGCGCCUCAUCACAAGCCGCCGCCGAGUCACCAUCCGCCCUCCACGACCUCGAGAACUCGACGCUCACGAGGCAGCAGUUGAGUGAGGAGGAGAAGAAGCAGUUUAGGCCAUGGAAGCGCGCGGCCGACAGGAAAGGAUCACUUCCCAGCUCGAAUUACCAAUACCACCCGCCCAAAUACAACCGCGGCCCCCUUCACCCCAUACAGUCGCCUCCCUCCUCAGAUCCGGUCGCGCGAGACUUCGUCCCAGGACCCUUCAACCACCCACGCCUUAAGCAGACCUACACCACAACCAUUGCGCCCGAUCUCAUGACCCUGGCGUACAUGCACGUACCGCCAGGCACACCUAAGAAGGAGCCAGCACAGCGUUUGCGUGGAUGGGACGGCUCGUCUCCGUAUCACAAGAAUCGUGCGCUGCGCGGGCCUCGUGGCGGUGCGGCUCUGCCGCUGAUCGAGCGCGAUAUCACCUUCACAAACAUCCCCGCCAUCCGCGAGAUCACCGUGGCGAGCUACGUACCAGUAGCGGUCCAGGAUCCGGAUCACCUGCUGGUGGCGCGGACUGUGUUACUGGCGAUGACGGGGACGACGCCUGAAAUUACGAAGACCAAAAGCAACGUGGUACAAUGGGCGCUCCGGAAGGGCGAGCGUGCUGGUGUGAAGGCUACGGUGUACGGCAAUGAUGCGUAUGAGUUCCUAGAUCGGUGUGUACAUUUGGUGUUUCCGAGAAUUAGGGACUAUAUGGGGAUUAAGGCAUCGACGGGUGAUAGCUCUGGUAAUCUCUCGUUCGGCCUGACGCCGGAGGAGAUCAAGUUGUUCCCAGAGGUGGAAGCUAAUUACUGGCUGUACCCGCCCAAGAUGAUUCCCGGUGCGCGCAUCUUCAUCAAGACGACUGCAACCUCGGAUCGACAGGCACGGCUUCUGCUGCAGUCUUUCGGUGUCCCCUUCUACGGCAAGAUCCGGAACUAG